Molecule: messenger RNA, 1476 nt
Organism: Papaver somniferum (opium poppy)
Lineage: Eukaryota; Viridiplantae; Streptophyta; Magnoliopsida; Ranunculales; Papaveraceae
Product: scopoletin glucosyltransferase-like
Exons: 1
Coding region: 1-1476 (491 amino acids)
Molecular function (GO): UDP-glycosyltransferase activity
Source: RefSeq, a predicted model, not a curated record
AUGGCUCCCGCAGCUAUUCCUGAUAAUCAUCAACUUCAUGUAUUUCUGUUCCCGGUCAUGGCUCAAAGUCUCAUGAUUCCGAUGGUAGAUGUUGCAAGACUAUUUGCUGCUCGUGGUCUUAAAUCCACUAUAAUCACUACUCCUCUUAAUGCAAUGAAUGUUUCUAAAUCAGUGGAACGGGAUAGAUUAUCUGGUCUCAAUAUCAAUGUGCAAAUCAUUCCGUUUCCUGGCGUUGAGGCAGGUUUACCAGAAGGAAUUGAAUGUCUUAAUGAGAUUACUUCACCUGAAAUGAUGCCUAAAUUUUUCAAGGCUAUGGAUAUGGUUCAAGAACCAUUUGAGAAGCUCUUGGAACAACAUCGCCCAGAUUUUGUAGUCGCGGGUAUGUUUUUAACAUGGGCAACCGAGUCCACAGCUAAGUUUGGUAUUCCUCGAUUUGUCUUUCAUGCAGCAAACUUCUUUUAUCUCAGCGCGAAGGAGAGUUUAAGACUUCACAAACCUUACGAGACGAUUAGUACUGAUCAUACUGAUGAAAAUUCCUCAUCAUUUGUGAUCCCGGGUCUUCCAGACAAGAUAGAGAUGAGCACGGCACAGAUACCUAGCCAUUCCGAAAGUAGCAAUUUUGUUGUCGAGAUGCAAAAGAAAAUAAGUGAAUCCGAGGUAAACAGCUACGGGAUCUUAGUUAACAGCUUCUAUGAGUUGGAGCCAGCUUACGCCGAGCAUUACAAAACUGUCUUGGGAAGAAAAGCAUGGCAUAUUGGCCCCAUUUCGCUUCUAAAUGAGCAUGCCGCUGAUAAGGCUCAAAGAGGAAAGAAAUCGGCAAUUGAUGAACAUUAUGUAUUGAAGUGGCUCGACUCAAAGGAACCAAAUUCAGUUCUUUAUGUUUCUUUUGGGAGUGUAUCACGGGUUAAUGACAAUCAGUUGCUGGAACUAGCGAUGGGUCUUGAGAGUUCAGGUUGUUCAUUCAUUUGGGUUGUACGGCAAAUAAAGAAGGACGAUGAAGAGAGAUUUUUACCAACAGGUUUUGAGGAGAGAGUAAAAGGAAGGGGUCUCAUAAUCAGAGACUGGGCACCGCAGCUAUUAAUCCUCGACCAUCAAGCGGUUGGUGGAUUUAUGACUCAUUGUGGAUGGAACUCUGUGUUAGAAAGUAUAAGUGCAGGGGUUCCUAUGAUAACUUGGCCUAUGUUUGCUGACCAGUUCUAUAACGAUAUAUUUAUCACUCAAGUCAUUAAGAUGGGAACUCCAUUAGGACCCAAAGAGCACAAUUGGUUAGACUCGAAAAAUGUGUCGUUGGUGAAGAACGACAAGAUAGAAAUGGUGGUCAGCUGGUUGAUGGGUGAUGGGGAAGAAGCUAAAAACAUGAGAAAGAGAGCAAAAGAAAUCAGUGAAAUGGCCAAGAAAUCUGUUGAAGAGGGUGGUUCGUCUUAUGCCGACUUGACUAGUUUGAUUGAGGAGAUGAGAAUCUACACUAAGAAAUAA